AUGGACGACCACGACGACGGCAUUCUCAACAUCCAAAUCUCCGACGACGAAGUCGAUGCCAUCAAGAAGAAGGCCGACCGGACUGGCCAGACAGAAGAUGACUUUCAAGCUGUGAAGCGGCAGUACCGUGUCCGAGUCGAGAACGGGGACAUUCACAAAAACGUAGCCCUGCCUCUGCAGCCGGGCCCCAAUAAGAUGCGCACCCAGGAGCUCGUUCAUGCAGUCGAGGAGCUCUACUUUUUCCGUCGCUACCAGGAAGGGGUUGACUUGAUCGCAAGGGCGUUGGAGAAUGGAGGCGCGGAAGCUCUCGAUAACGACUCGCGCCGAUUGUUGGAGUCUUAUGAAAUCAAGUGUCGUCAAAGGAUGGCCAAACCCAGCUGA
Molecule: messenger RNA, 381 nt
Organism: Metarhizium album ARSEF 1941
Lineage: Eukaryota; Fungi; Ascomycota; Sordariomycetes; Hypocreales; Clavicipitaceae
Exons: 2
Coding region: 1-381 (126 amino acids)
Source: RefSeq, a predicted model, not a curated record